Messenger RNA from Haplochromis burtoni (Burton's mouthbrooder), 7657 nucleotides. RefSeq names its product mitogen-activated protein kinase kinase kinase kinase 3b (gene map4k3b). The transcript is spliced from 35 exons. Gene Ontology annotation, biological process: protein phosphorylation. Gene Ontology annotation, molecular function: ATP binding; MAP kinase kinase kinase kinase activity. The coding region runs from base 135 to 3113 and encodes 992 amino acids. The record is from RefSeq and is a predicted model, not a curated record. NCBI's taxonomy places the organism in Eukaryota, Metazoa, Chordata, Actinopteri, Cichliformes, Cichlidae.
GGAAGCCAUGUUGGAGCUACAUUGGAUUCAGGCUGGGAUUUUCUGACGCCGUAUGUUUUUCUUUAAAUAUCUGUUUUCGUAUAUUGUUGGGGUUCGUAAACCGUGCGCGAUCGGCGCCGUAAUCGGCAGUGGAAAUGAUGAACUCCAGUGUCGACCUGUCCCGGCGGAAUCCACAGGAGGAUUUCGAGCUGAUCCAGAGGAUAGGAAGCGGCACAUACGGAGAUGUGUACAAGGCUCGUAAUGUAAACACAGGAGAGCUGGCUGCUAUCAAAGUCAUCAAACUGGAACCCGGUGAGGACUUUGCAGUCGUGCAGCAGGAGAUUAUAAUGAUGAAGGACUGUAAACACUCCAACAUCGUUGCCUAUUUUGGCAGUUAUCUCCGAAGAGAUAAGUUAUGGAUCAGCAUGGAGUACUGUGGAGGUGGUUCUCUGCAAGAUAUCUAUCAUGUAACCGGGCCUUUGUCAGAAUCACAGAUAGCUUACAUGUCACGGGAGACCCUACAGGGUUUAUACUACCUGCACAAUAAAGGCAAAAUGCACAGAGACAUUAAGGGAGCCAACAUCCUCCUGACAGACAAUGGCUAUGUGAAACUAGCUGACUUUGGCGUAUCAGCCCAGAUCACAGCGACCCUAGCAAAGAGGAAGUCAUUCAUUGGAACACCUUACUGGAUGGCUCCUGAGGUAGCAGCGGUGGAGAGGAAAGGGGGUUACAACCAGUUGUGUGAUAUCUGGGCUGUGGGUAUCACUGCAAUAGAACUGGCUGAACUGCAGCCACCCAUGUUCGACCUGCACCCAAUGAGGGCUCUGUUCUUAAUGACAAAGAGUAAUUUCCAGCCUCCUAAGUUGAAAGAUAAAAUGAAGUGGACAAAUAACUUCCACCAUUUUGUCAAACUGGCUCUGACCAAGAACCCAAAAAAGAGGCCCACAGCUGAGAAACUGCUGCAGCACCCUUUUGUUUCCCAGCCUCUCAGCAGGACGUUAGCGAUUGAGCUGCUGGAUAAAUCCAACAACCCCGACCACAGCACCUUCAACGACUUUGACGAUGACGACCCUGAGCCUGAGUCCCCGGUUCCUUAUCGUAUCCGCUCCACCAGCAGGAGCACCAGAGAAGGAAAAACACUGUCCGAGAUGAAAUUCGAUCAAGUGAAGUUUGAUAGUCUUUUGGAAAAGGAGACACAACCUCAUCAUGAACCGUGUGAUUCUGAGCCCUAUCUGGACUGUGUUGAGGAGCUCUACUAUACAGCAAGAUCUAAUCUGGAUUUGCAGCUGGAAUACGGUCAAGAUUCAUCGCGUUUUUUGGGAGGAAACAAGAGUCUUCUCAAAUCGGUGGAGGAGGAGCUGCAGCAGAGGGGCCAUGUGGCACACUUAGGGGAUGAUGAGGAUGAGGAUGAUGAUGGUGCAGAUGAUGAUGAAACUCACACUCAUAAAUCAAGCACCAUCAUGAGGCCAAGGGUCCCACCCCCACUUCCUCCUAAGCCCAAAUCCAUCUCCUCACCCCAUAAUCAGACGGAUCAAAAACACGACGACAGCCACUCACACAGUGAAGAUGACGGUGGAGGGGGAGGGACCAUCAAGCGCUGCCCAGUGCCAGAGACGCCGAGCCCCGCCAAGCCCGCCUCCUAUGUCCCCCCGCGUCCUCCUCCCCCGAAGCUGCCGCCCCACCGCCGCAGUAGCCUAGGUAACGAGAGCCCGAAGCUCAAAGACGUCGAAAACUCUGCCACAGAGGAUGAUGGGAGCUUUAGGCAUUUCUGGGAGUGGCUCCACACGCCUCACACAGAGGAGGAGCUGGAGGAGGCGUGGGAGGUUCUCAAGGAGGUGAAAGAGGAGCAGGAAAAACAGGAGGAAAAGAAAGAGAGUAAUGGGCUGAACUCUCCCCACAAUGGCGAGAGGGCCAGCCCAGCAGAGAGGCAGUCCACCAUGCCACCUAGUGUCCCCAUACGGAAGGACAAGAAGGAUGUUCCGAAGCCAAUCAGUAAUGGUCUCCCCCCAACACCCAAAGUCCAUAUGGGUGCGUGUUUCUCCAAGGUGUUCAACGGCUGUCCCCUCAAGAUCCACUGUGCCACUUCGUGGAUCAACCCUGACACCAGAGACCAGUAUUUGAUAUUCGGAGCAGAAGAGGGAAUCUACACAUUAAACCUCAAUGAGCUUCAUGAGACAACAAUGGAACAGCUCUUCCCUCGGCGGUGUACCUGGUUAUAUGUCAUGAACAACUGUCUUCUUUCCAUAUCCGGAAAAGCCUCUCAGCUGUACUCCCAUAGUCUAAGCGGUAUGUUUGAACAGGCCAGACAGUUACAGAAGUUACCAGUAGCCAUUCCCACACACAAGCUGCCUGAUAAGAUAAUUCCCAGGAAGUUUGCUGUGUCCAAUAAGAUUCCAGAGACUAAAGGGUGCCAAAAGUGCUGCGUAGUUCGUAACCCAUACACAGGUCAUAAGUACCUGUGUGGAGCCUUCCAGUCAAGUGUCAUGCUGUUGGAGUGGGUGGAGUCAAUGCAGAAGUUCAUGCUCAUCAAGACUAUUGACUUCCCACUACCCUGUCCGUUGGAGGUCUUUGAAAUGUUGGUGGUCCCUGAACAGACCUACCCUCUCAUCUGUGUCGCAGUCAGUAAAGGAACUGAACUCAGCCAGGUGGUCCGAUUUGGCACAGUCAAUCCCAACUCUACCUCCUCCUGGUUCACAGAAGCAGAAACCCCACAGACAUGUGUGAUCCAUGUCACUCAGCUAGAGAGGGACACGAUCCUAGUCUGCCUCGACAGGUGUAUAAAGAUAGUAAAUCUCCAAGGUCGGUUAAAAUCCAGCAGAAAGUUGUCAGCCGAGCUCACCUUCAACUUCCAGAUUGAAAACAUCGUUUGCCUCCAAGACAGCGUAUUGGCGUUUUGGAGACAUGGCAUGCAGGGACGGAGUUUCAAGACUAAUGAGAUCACUCAGGAGAUCUCAGACAGCACACGCAUCUUCAGACUACUGGGAUCAGACAGACAUGAUGACUGUAGAGAGCAAGAGGCUGAGGAAAAAGGCCUCAAACUUCCCAGGGUGGUGGUGCUGGAAAGCAGGCCUACGGACAACCCUACAGCCCACAGCAACCUCUACAUCCUGGCAGGCCAUGAAAACAGCUACUGAGACAUGCACACUAACAUACGUGCACAUAAAACACGCUCUGUAGACACCCCAGCAUUAGUACAGGAAAGGGAGCAAGCGACACACUCAUCCCAACUCCACUUUUAUCCCACCCAGCCUUCAUCUUCUCCCCUGGCCCGACUAGCAGUGUGUCUGGGAGAUGUUCAUCAGUGCACAUGCGGAAUCCCAGUUGCAGCGUUUUAUAAAGAGCUGCAGUGUUAUGUGUAUCAGUGAAGUGUGCGUGUGGCGUUAGAGCAGUGGGUUGUAGACCCGUUUCUGACAGUGUCAGGGUUUUAAAACUCUUGGCCUGAGGCCGCUUUAGAUCGGGAUAGUCAGCUGAAUCUCUGGCCCCUACCCUGGAUACAUCACACUGGGAACAAUGUCUAGCACGGAAAUUUGACUCCAACACUACUUCUACUACUACUACUUCUACAUAUGCUACUAACACUACUGCUACUGCUACUGCUGUUUGCGCUAAAGCUUCACAGAAGGGCCAUCUUGCACAGAAAACCUACCCUUCUUCUUCAUUGCUCCUCCUUCCUUUUUUCCUUACUUGUCCCUUUUUUUUUUUUUUUUAAACUACACCUUUAUUUAUUUUUGGCAUGACAUGCUUUUAACAACCAGGAUGAAUUUCCUGUUUUUAUUUGUUGUCUUUUUAAAAAAUAAAAAAAGAGAAAACCAACUAAAAAGCUUUGCCACUUUCCCUAGCAUCAAAUUCCAAUACUCGUCACCACACAAGUGCUUAAUUGACCUCUAUUUAAUUGUUGUAAAUAUAAGUGUAGUAUUAUUUUUGACAGAGACGAACACUAAAAGGGUUGUGUAGAUAGGUGUGUGUAUAGUUGGUCUGUACAACUGUGGAGACGAAACGCGAGACAAAUAGACACGUUGCAACAGCAAAUUCACUCCCUAGUUCCUUGAUCAUGUGACCCCUGCAGUCUCACAGGCGAACAUCUUUAAUAAUCUGAUAUUACUCUUCUCAUGGCGUGGACCUCAGGAUCAAAUUGAGCGAACACAGGACACCGAUUGGCCGUUUUUCACUCUCAGCGCGUCACUGUCAUGACUUCCUGCUUGUUUUCAUCACGUGACCGUCAUCAGGGCGGACGAAAAUGAUCAUUUCUGCUCGUUUCAUUUUGUUUCUUCUUUUAUUUUUUAAUCAGAAAUCUUUGUUUAUUCUUCAGCAAUAUAUAUAUUUUUUGCUAUUUUUAUUGAACCACUGGUGUUACAAAUUUGCACAGAGAAAAAUGUAUUUCAUAAACAAAUGUGAUGUCAUUAUAAUAUAUGACCUUGUGUGUGUAUGCACAGUGUGUAUGUGUGUGCGCGUCUGUGUGCGUAGACAUAGAAUAUGCACAUAUAAGAGUGUCAUGUACAGAUCUGGUCUUUAACAAGUGUCAAGUUUCUGGCCAUAUUUAAAAAAAAAAAAGCAUCAGCAGAUAAGAAAAUACAAAAAGAGCUGGAUAUACAGAGAUAAAGUCAUUUAAUUAUAUCUGGUUAGGCUGAAAUCUAAUUAGCUUUUAGCCCAUUGGACAGAAAUAAUGUGUUUACAAAGUAAAAUGCAGACCUUAAUCAUCUGCAGCCAGCCUGCGUUCCACAGUCACACAGAGACUGAACAGAGACCCACCGCCGCUGGUCACUAGAGAAAAGUUAGCCCUAGUGUUGUCUGACCAGUUAAUUAGCUGGUUGCUAGGUGAAACUGGUCACAAAGAAGUACAGCGCUUUUACAGAUUUAUUAGACCACCACGCAAUGUAAGGUUUAUGCCACAGCUGCUUUACUGUCUUAUAAAAAUGGUUACAGUUACAGUUAUUUGCUCACAUUCCUGAGCAGAAAAAUUAGUUGUUGAAUGUUUAGUUUGAUUCAGUGUGCAGGCUUAAAUUUGGGUAUAAAAGCAAUAGUUGCCUCCUUUAAAAAAUGGUGUUUGCUGCGAUGAAGCACAACUUAAUUUGUGGAUCUACCAUCCAAACUAUGGGUAACUGCAGCGGUGUACUAGCAACCAAAAGCAAUCACAAGACGUUUUUUGUGCAGCACCCUAUUUGUAACCAGUCUCAGCUAGCAACAGUCUGAAAUCGCCAGCAUCCAAGUGAUUUCCAACCGGUGAGCCACCGCUGUACACAGGCAACUCUAAACUAAAACAACAUGGCUGAUAGGCUAUAGUACAUUUCACUACACUGAGCAAUAAACAGUGGUGGGUUACUAUUAUUUGACCUCAGUGAAAUAAUGCAGUAACAAUAACAGCAUGUAUGUGGUGUUAACAGUGCAUCCACAUCCAAAUAUAUUACUCUCCAUAUUGUGGUAUUGAGUGGUGUAGCCUGUAGCGUUAUGAAUAAUGGUCUGCUGGUUUAAAUAUGGUGCAAAGGCUUGCUCAAAAAUCCAGUCAGACUCAUUAAUAGAAAUUUCUGUGUAACACCUUUUUUUUCCUGUAUUCCUGAGAAAUAUUUGCAGAAGUUUUCAUUGUCAGCUGUGACUUUUUUUUAAAGACCCAUAUCUGUAUGAGAGCUCACACUACAUGCAUGUAGAUGCACACUGUCUGUGUAGGAGAGUCUACGUGUACCAUUUAGUUUUCCAAGCUGUGACACUAGAGGUUCCUACUGAGGACACCAGUGUAGAUGAACCCGAGAUACCGUGCGUAAUCCUGAAAUCUGAGACAUUUGCCUGUCGAAUGGUUCACGUUCUCAAAGCUUCUCUCCGAAUUUUUCCCCCCAUAUUUAUAGGCUAAAGCAAAUAAUUUAAAAAUGCAGUAAAUUGAUCAAAAUGAAUAUAAGCGACUCUUUAUCAGAUCAACACGUGACACUGAAAAUUGAAAAUAAAAUUUAUUACAGGCUGCAAAUCCUGCUUCAGCAACCUUGUGGUUUUUAGUGCAUCUCUGUCCCAGAGAUGAGGCACAGCAGCGGCUGCAGCAUUGUCUUUUAAAUGUUCACAGGAAUUGAUUUCAUCUGUCACAAGUCUGAUUAAAGAGAAAUCUUGCCAUUCUUUGGGACUGACAGUUGAAAGUUUCACCACAGGUGGUAAUCUGUUACCACCUGUAAAGAGUAAAACCACACAAACUAUUCAUAACAUUUUCAUCCGAUGUAUUUGUGGACACAUCUGGAAUCAUCUUACUAGACUCCAGUUCGCUGUAAAGCAACAGGAUCAAGUGCAGAACGGUUGAACUCGGCGUGAGAAUAGAAAUGCUCUGCCCUUUUUCUUUCAGCAAACAAUAACAUGUAUCGAUUUUACUAUGAAUUGCCUGCAAAGUGCAUUAGUGUCCCAGGUGAUUGAUUUAGCCAUUAAUGAAUACAUGUGCUUCCUGCCAACAACCGUGAUUAUAGACUGGGAGUCAUUUCAUAGCUGCAGCCAAGUCCUUUAUUAAGUUAUUUAAGCCAAACUCUGUUACUUAUUUUAAAAAAGAUUAAGCCACAAUAAUCAUAUUUUUACCCUUUAAGUUAUGAAUUCAAGUUGAUUGAUUUUCCUCACUUGAGUGGUUGAAAUGCCAGUGUCAUCAUCAACCCCGCAUGACCAGCCUCUUAGCGAAUCGUACUAUUUUAGAGGGGAAAUGAAUCAAGCAUUCCGAAAAUAUUUCACUCUUCAUUUUUGUAAUGCUAAAAUAUGUUGUUGAAACUUCUUCUGGCCAUAUUUAGAAAAUCUACCUCGUGGUAUCUAGAUCAAAGAAAAAAAAAAGUCUAUUACUAAAGACAGCCAUCAGCAGCACAUGAGGUUAGCGUUCAACCAUGUUCUCUAAACUUGCUCUUAACUGUCUGUGUCCUUUCAGCUGAUGUGUGUAAAUGAAAAAAAUUCAUUUAGCUGAAAAUGGCUUUCUCAGUGUGAGGUUUUCUCAAAAUAGCCAUCUCAAAUAAUUCUUAAAUAUCUUAACACUUCUAUGUAUCCUCUUAGCUGCACACCCGACAUCUAUAAUGUUUCAACAUGGCUGGAAAAGGGGGAGGGGGGGCUAUUCCUGCACCCCUAACCACCUCUGCCUAUUCUUUCCUGUUAAAAACAUUUAAGUUUGGGAAAUCUGUCUAUUUAGCAUAACAACAAAGUUCAUGUGGGAUUGAAUGAUGCUCUGUUUUCUUCUUUCUGCCAUCAUGCACACAAGCGUAAUCUAUAAUCCUUAGAGCAGGUGCCAACAUGGCCUUCCUUUGUGGGUUUUUGCUGAAAUGUUAAAAGUGUGUGUGUGUUUCAUAACCUCAGCUGGGCCUGGAUCAAAUCGCAUGUAGAAUAAGUCACGGAGACGUUUAAUGUGCUUGGAGUUGGGGAUUGUUUUCUCCAACAGAAGAGAUUUCCCUACCUGGUGCCCAGAGCAGAUUCAUAGAAGUCCUUUUGAGUUAUUUGCGAAAGCCGUUUGAUCCGGGUCUCAUCCCUAUCUUAAACAAAACACAAUACGUCACCUCUGUUCUGUGGCUAUUUCAUCACCUUUGUCUUCUGUUUUCAUAUUGCAAUGCAUAUGUUAUGUAAUGUAUAUAGUGUAAAAUAAAAUGGGUUUGUUUUACAUACUGUAUAAUUGCCUAUAUUUUGUUUCAGAAGUGUAACAGAUUUAUGAGAUGACAGGUUAACACAUUAAAAAGAUGGAACUGAG